Molecule: messenger RNA, 2073 nt
Organism: Synchytrium microbalum
Lineage: Eukaryota; Fungi; Chytridiomycota; Chytridiomycetes; Synchytriales; Synchytriaceae
Exons: 2
Coding region: 1-2073 (690 amino acids)
Biological process (GO): regulation of DNA-templated transcription
Molecular function (GO): zinc ion binding; DNA-binding transcription factor activity, RNA polymerase II-specific
Source: RefSeq, a predicted model, not a curated record
AUGUUUGGGGCUCCAUACGAUGAUUAUGGCAGUGAUUUGAAUGGGCCUCAUCACGAGAGCAUUGCUGAACUAUUACAAUCUGGAGUUGGCGGCACAACUUCAUUAAACGGUGAAGGCCACUCGACCUCUUCUAAUGCAUCCCAAGGCGGAAUCAGUCGGCGCCAUCACUUUGGUGGUUAUGGAUCCUCUACUGUAGCCGAUCAUAAUAGCAGCGCAAUGUCAUUAUCGCAUUUGGUGGCUUCCGACCAUCCCGCUCAUCACAGCCACCACACCCAUCAUGAUGUCGAUGUGACGCAACAACACCAACAUCAGGCAGAUUCGGAUCAUCAUAGCUAUUAUCAACACCAGCAACGUGACUGGCAACAACCGCAUCAGCAACAACCUCAGCAUAUGUAUGGUGGUAGCGGUGGUGCGGAAGUUCCAUCAGAAUAUGCAUACCAGGUUCCAUAUGGAGGUCCAUCAGACUAUGGUGCAUCAACUGAUGCCGACGUUUCAUCGUACCAUGCUCAUAUGCAUCAUCAGGCUGCUCAGCAAUCUCAACAAUCAUCGCACUAUGAACAGCAACAAUCCCAAACACAAUCAUCCUCUAAUAACAAUGUCGAUGGUAUAAUCGAGCCUGCUAUUGGACAGGCAAAGUUAGAAGGAGUUUCGGGAAGCGCUGGAGGAGCUGCACCAUACUUGGAGGGAUACAUGUAUCCACCAGCAUCCGGAACAACUGGACAAGCAUAUACAAGCGAUCCAGGAUACUAUGCAAGCAACACCUUACCGCAACCCCACAACCACUACUCGUCGGUGGUCGGACACGCAUAUUCUGGUAUGGCUGGUACACAAGACCACAUAAACAAUAAUACCAGCAACACCCACGACCACACCUCCGAAUGCGGAACACCAUCUCAUUCCGGACUAGACUCAUCCCGUAUCGACGCAUACAACCCAUCGUCAUCACAAACCCAUCUUCCAUACACAACCACAACAUCAUCCUCCACAGCUCCCAUAAUCCCACUAAGUAAACGUCGUCUACAUCGAUUAAAUACUGCUGCUGCAGCCGCAGCCAUCAUAACUACCGGAAUGGUAUCAUCACCUCAUAUAGACGAUGUUUCGCAACAGUCGCAUCAAGGGCAUCAUUAUUUGCCUGUUGCUCAUGAUGACUAUGGACAUUUACCUUUAGAUCAUCAUUCACAGCAUCAGCAGCAUCCACAGCAGCAUUGUGAAGAUGGAAGUGUUGUUGGUGGACAGACUGCUUAUCCUUAUAAUGGUACUGCUUAUCCUAUGCCUUCGUAUCAUGAUUAUUGGAAUUCCGUGCAUCCUGCUGGUGGUGAAGAAUAUCAAGGUGUUUAUGAUCAUGUGUUGUAUCGACCUGAUAUUUAUGGAUAUGAAAAGUCUUAUGCCAACGAAGUAGCCAACUACCAAGCCCAACUAAACGAAACAUACGAACGCUCAUUAGCUAUGACAGGACGCACCAAAGCAUCAACCGCAACCCCAAACAAGACUCGAAGAAAAAAGGACGGAAACCCAGACAAGCCAAGACUCAAGAAACGUAGUAAAGACGAUCGGGAAGACCCCGCCGAUCCAACAUACAACCCAGCCCACGCUGGAACCUCAUCAUCCAUUCGAUCCAUACACGCGAUCGUAGGCACACCCGAUUCAGGAACCGAAGGCACCGAGGGUGAAGGCAAACGCACCAAACGACAAAAACAUGUCGGAAAAGCCUGUGUGCAUUGUAAAAAGGCUCAUCUGGCGUGUGACGAUGCACGACCAUGUCGCCGAUGUGCGCAUAUGGGACGUCUCGACUGUGUGGAUGUUGAACAUAAACGACGAGGCAGGCCAAGGAAUUCUGGGACCAAGAACCGUGGUGAACGGGACACGAGCAGUGCAUCGGCUAUCAGUGCUGCAGCUGAACAGGCUGAAAAGAAUCACCAUAUACAUCAAGUUGCUCUGGCUUUAGGUGUUGUUGUGUCUUCGUCACAUCAGCAUGGAGGUGGUGCUGCUCUACCUGCGGAAAUGGAGUAUAUGACGCAUGACUCGCCGCUGCUGGAGAGGGAGGCUGAGCUACCGCCUGCUUCUGCUGCAUAA